Messenger RNA from Phoenix dactylifera (date palm), 816 nucleotides. The record is from RefSeq and is a predicted model, not a curated record. NCBI's taxonomy places the organism in Eukaryota, Viridiplantae, Streptophyta, Magnoliopsida, Arecales, Arecaceae.
AUGGAUUUUAGCCUCCCCUUCUUCUUCCAAUCCUACCGCCGUCCUUCAGACAAUGGUGCUGCUGUCUUGGAGAUAAUUUCUUAUAUAUUAGCCACCUCUGAGCUCCAAAACAUACAACCCGGCAAAGCACAGAUCGACCUCAUCCUACGUGACAAGGUUUGGUUGUUCGACCCGCCGCUCCUAGAGGAUGGAUACCAUGACCUCAGUCCCUUGCUCGAGAAAAAUUAUUUUGAGGACCUACAGGCUCUCGAUUCCCCAGAACUCACCGAGAUGUGGCCUGACCUCAUGGCGCAGUUGGUCGAGAAGGCCCCACGGCUCCCUGCUGAGCUACGGGAGUUCUUCCAAGAAAAAAUUCGGACAAAUCUCCAUGAAGCUACCAAGCUUGCAGCCUCAACAGAUAAUUGUGCCAUGAUCAUCACUGUAGACAUAGAAGUCAUCACAAAUAUGUCCUAUGAGCAAUAUCAUCAGGAGGAGCGCGAUGACCAUCUGGGCCUUGUGGAGGAGACUUAUUAUCAGGUGGCAUCGACUGAUGAGUUUGAUGAGUUUGAUGAGCUCAUCGAAGGAGAGGUAGGUUGGUCUCAUGGGCCCAUGGAUCGGCUAUCAGAGGAUGCCAUUGACCACAACGUGAUCAUCAUGGCUUACGAUGAAGGCGAGGUAGUGACUUGCACCAUCUGUCUCGAGGAUAUACUGAUGGAUACUAUUGCUGGUUGGUUGGAUUGCAACCACCUAUUUCACCCAGAUUGUAUAAUGCAGUGGUUAAGGAAUAGUAGGAUGUGCCCAAAUUGCCGACUAGAGCUGCAAGAAAUUGAUGAAUAA